Messenger RNA from Scomber scombrus (Atlantic mackerel), 1115 nucleotides. RefSeq names its product chromosome 19 C14orf28 homolog (gene dorip1). The record is from RefSeq and is a predicted model, not a curated record. The transcript has 5 exons. NCBI's taxonomy places the organism in Eukaryota, Metazoa, Chordata, Actinopteri, Scombriformes, Scombridae. Bases 96 to 1115 code for a protein of 339 amino acids.
UACGCUAUCAUUUACAAAUUCGCCAGAAAGUGCCAGAAAAUACUAUUAUUAGUAGUUAGCUUUGAGUCCGUUGACAUGAAGAAACACAGAGAGCAAUGGAGAGUAGAUUCUGCGUUUUGAACGACACUGAAGACCUCCAAACGCAACUCUCAAACACUAAGAACAAUUUCCACUUCGACAGGUCUAAGACACUGUUUGAGGAAAUCCGUGCCUCCAUCAACAACAAUGACGAAGAGGACCGCUCCUUUUGGAGGCCUGUGCUUCCAUGGGGUGGCGUCUUUACCAUCAAGGCAGGACGGAAGGCUAUAUCAUGCACGCCUCUGUACGUUAAAAUCAACCUGAAAAACACCUGCACCAUCGAUGGCUUUCUCAUGAUCCUGUAUGUGAUCCUGCGGGACAACCAGGGCUUUCCCCAGGAGUUAGCUGUCUUUCUAGGCAAGCACUUUGUGGAGCAUUUCCUCUACCUGAUGGACUCAUGUGACUACACCACAGUGAAGAUGCUGUGGAUCUGGAGCAGGAUGUCUAAACGCCAGUACCGCUCUGCGAUCUGCCAGGCAGCACUGGAGAUUGACCUGUUUGGCAAUGAGCAUGAAAACUUCACAGAGAACCUGGAGAACCUCAUGUCCUCCAUACAGGAGAGUCUGUGCACCAACUGGAGCUGUCCAUCCCGCUUCCAAGCAUUCAUCAAGAGUACAAUAAACAUCAGCCCUCCUCAUGAGCUGCCUCACAGAGACCCUAUUCAGUCAGCUGUGGAUGGGUUCUUCUCCCCCAAACUCCUACUCUGCACAGAACUGGGGUGUGAUGGCCUAAGAGAGUUCUCUCAGAGGGUUUUCUGCAACGGACCCCCACCCUUUGUCAUUCUCAACAUGCAGCAGUGGAAGUCAGAGGAACUGUCCUAUGUCCCUUACCAUCUAGCCCUCUGCCAGCACAGGUACUUACUAGAGGGUGCCACACUCUUCAACAGGGAGGAGCAUCACUACUCUGCAGCCUUCCAGAUAGACGGCUGCUGGAUGCACUAUGACGGUCUGAGAAGUGACAAUCUGAUCCUGUUACAUAAGCCGCCGGAGCUCCUGCUGCUGUCCUCUCUGGUCUACAUCCGUGCCUCCGACAAGUGA